AUGUCGUUGAAGAAAGCCAUUCAACCAAGAGACAACAACAACACUCAUGCGGUCAAAUGGUACCGUUCGACAUUCUACAAUGCUCUGAUUCUCGGCCUCGCAAAUUUCUCGGCCCCAGGUAUAUGGGGUGCCAUGAACUCUCUCGGUGCCGGAGGCCAAGCGAGCCCUCACCUCGUGAACGCUGCCAACGCACUCACCUUCUGCCUCAUGGUGGUGUCAUGCUACUUCUCUAGUGCCAUCGUGCACGUGAUAGGUAUCAAAUGGGCUCUCGUCAUCGGGACAAUGGGUUACGCCCCCUAUGCCGCCGGCCUGUAUACCAACAACCGCUUCGGGAUCGAAUGGCUCACUCUUCUGGGUGCUGCGCUGUGCGGAAUUUCAGCCGGUAUCUUCUGGAUGGCUGAGGCGGCGAUUGCACUGGCGUAUCCCGAACCAUACAACCAGGGGAAAUUCCUUGGGUUCUGGCUGAGUUUUCGUCUCGCGGGCCAGAUCCUGGGCGGCGCAAUCAAUGUCGGCAUCAACGCGCACAACUCAAAAGCAGGAAAGGUCUCGUACACAGUAUACCUGGUCUUCAUUGCGCUUCAAUCCAUCGGACCCUUUGUGGCGCUGUUGCUGAACAAUCCUUCUCAAGUACAGCGGACCGACGGACGGAAAGUCGACCUUUCUGUGGUGGAUCACCCGUGGACCGAGAUCAAAGCUACCACCAAACGCUUCUUCAGCAAGCAGUUCCUCUUGAUAGUCCCCUUUAUCGGUCAAGCAGUGUACACGGAAGCAGUCAUGUUCACAUUCUCAGCCUUGUGGUUUUCGGUCCGUGCUCGAGCAUUGGGAUCGUUCUUGUCAGGGAUCGUCGCAGUCAUCGGUGGCAAUAUUCUCGGAUGGUUCCUCGAUCGCACAAGAGUCGCCCUCAAGACUCGUGCAAGAGGGAGCUUCUUUUUCCUCAGCACACUUCAGCUUGGACUGUGGAUAUGGUCGACAGUUCUGGUGACUCGGUUUCGGCGCACAAAGCCCACUUAUGACUGGGCUGACGGCACAAACGGCUUUGCAAGUCCAUUUGCUUUGUUCUUGUUCCUCGUCAUUGGCUUCCAGGUGAACUAUCUGUACCUCUACUUUGUGAUUGGGCAGAUGACCUUGUCACCGCCAGAAACUGUACGGUUGGCGGCACUGUUGAGAGGGACAGAAUCGGCAUGGCAAGCGUUGAGUUAUGGCUUGAAUUCAGUCGCUAUUUUCGGAGAAGUUGGUGGCGUCUACCUCAAUUUCAGCCUGUGGGGACUAGCCCUGAUCCCAGCUUGGUUGGUUAUAAAGGAUUUCGGAACAUCGGCGCAAAUUGAUCAACGCAGAUCAUCGACGGGAGUGUUUGGACUUCCCGCCACAGGCGACGAGGAUACUUCAGCUCACAGUGAGGUUGAUCAGGAAGCGGCGAGAAGCGAUGAGACGGCAAAGGUUUAG
Exophiala spinifera is the source of this 1443-nucleotide messenger RNA. RefSeq lists its product as uncharacterized. The coding region runs from base 1 to 1443 and encodes 480 amino acids. Lineage: Eukaryota; Fungi; Ascomycota; Eurotiomycetes; Chaetothyriales; Herpotrichiellaceae. The record is from RefSeq and is a predicted model, not a curated record. The transcript is spliced from 2 exons.